UUCCGCACUUUCCAAAGUGACGAAAUCCAAGUUGGAAUCAUUCAGCUGCACACAGGGAAAGUUGGCCAGUUAGUUAAUUAUUUCAAAGCUGUGUUGAAAAUCAUACAGCGAACGCACAAAGGUGGUCCGGAAGGAUUGGACCCUGGUUUGAAAAGGUGCACUCGGAUCUUCCGUUCACAAUUAUGGUGGUGUUUGUCUGGAGACGGGGACUACGCACGUUGCAAAAUGCUGCACAGAGAAGUUGUAAAGGCGCGUGCUACUGUACUGCAUUGGCAGGUAAGAAGUCUGUGAAUGGCGUGGAACUGCACUACCAACAGACUGGGGUUGGAGACCAUGCACUGUUACUCAUGCCUGGAGCUUUGGGAAGCGGAGAGAUAGACUUUGGGCCACAGCUGAAGAGUUUGGAUAAGAAACAUUUCACAGUGGUGGCUUUUGACCCAAGAGGUUAUGGCAGAUCACGACCCCCACACAGAGACUUCCCCUCCGACUUUUUCCACAGAGACGCUCGAGAUGGUCUUCAGCUGAUGCAGACCUUGGGCUUUGGUCGCUUUUCUCUUCUGGGCUGGAGCGACGGUGGCAUCACAGCACUGAUUGCAGCAGCUCUAAGCCCGGCUAACAUCAGGAAGCUAGUGGUCUGGGGCUCCAAUGCCUACGUUUCCCAGGAGGACCUCGCCAUCUACAACUCAGUGCGAGACGUAUCACGCUGGAGUGAGCGUAUGCGGAGGCCAAUGGAGGAGAUGUAUGGAGCUGAGUACUUCAGAAACACUUGGGGUGCUUGGGUGGAUGGCAUCAGCCAGUUUACCCACAAUCCUCGGGGUAGUAUCUGUAUGGAAUUGUUACCUCAGAUCAGCUGUCCCACAUUAGUGGUUCAUGGCCAGAAGGACCCAAUGGUGCCCUCCUUCCACCCCCAAUUCCUGUCAGAACACAUUCCCAAUGUCCGGCUGCAUGUGAUGGCAGAAGGAAAGCACAACCUGCACCUGCGAUUUGCUGCUGAGUUCAACAGACUGGUGGAGGACUUCCUGCAGGAGUGAGGCCGCAGGUCACAGACAUGAUCCUCACCAAAGGGCUUACAGCCACCCAAGACUGGUGCCAAGCAGUUGCAUUACUGCUAAGCAGCUGACGCAUGAGGGUCCAGUCAUCCUGGUGUGGCCUGGACACUAAAUUCAUCUAUUUAAAGUAUUGUUUAAUUGUUAAAAUAUAAUAGUUGUACUGUGUGACUUGAUAUUUCAUGGUGGGGGGGGGGAUUACCAUUGUAAACAUCCACUUAUAAAUAUAAGUAUAUAUACUC
This is a messenger RNA of Alosa alosa (allis shad), 1288 nucleotides long. It is a transcript of the gene bphl, whose product is annotated as biphenyl hydrolase like. The record is from RefSeq and is a predicted model, not a curated record. The transcript has 7 exons. The coding region runs from base 183 to 1031 and encodes 282 amino acids. NCBI's taxonomy places the organism in Eukaryota, Metazoa, Chordata, Actinopteri, Clupeiformes, Clupeidae.